This is a messenger RNA of Ooceraea biroi (clonal raider ant), 3140 nucleotides long. RefSeq names its product homeobox protein unplugged (gene unpg). NCBI's taxonomy places the organism in Eukaryota, Metazoa, Arthropoda, Insecta, Hymenoptera, Formicidae. Gene Ontology annotation, molecular function: RNA polymerase II transcription regulatory region sequence-specific DNA binding; DNA-binding transcription factor activity, RNA polymerase II-specific. Gene Ontology annotation, biological process: regulation of transcription by RNA polymerase II; regulation of nervous system development. Gene Ontology annotation, cellular component: nucleus. The record is from RefSeq and is a predicted model, not a curated record.
UUUGGACGCCGGUCCAGAGUUGAGUCCAAGGAGUCCAUGGACGCGAGCGUGGAGGAGACCGAGCUCGACGUCGGCUCGGCGAGCGACGAGUUGGAGUCGUCGGCCGCGGAGCCGAGGCUCGCGCGACGCCCGACGCCGCGACCCUUUACGAUCGAGAGCCUGAUCGGGGGUGUACGCGAGGACCACGAUACCGGCACCGGCGGCGGAAACAUCGCGAGGGAUGAUCGCACGAACGGCAGCGAGGAGGAAGAGCACCGGGACCGCGAGUAUCAGCUCUAUCAGAGGCAUUACCUGGCGACCGCUGCGGCGAGUAUGCCUUCAAGUUUCGGUGUGCCGCUCGGUUUGUACAGCGCUUGGCUACCGAUGCGGAUGUACGGCGGCGGUGCGUCCGGCGUCCCGAUGCUGCCGCCGCAGCAUCCAUCCGCCGGCUAUCCGGCUCAUCCGGAGCUGCAUCAGAGCCGACUGCCACAGCCUACAGCACCGUCGUCUGGUCAUCCUCAGGGUUACUAUUCGCUCGACGGUUGUCGUCGCGCCGCGAGUCAACGCGCGCCGAGCAGCUUCACCGACAGCGAGGACGAGGAUGGCAGCGUCGGCUCGCCGGUGUCACCUGCUCACGACCUCUCCAAGUCGCGACACGGAUCUGAGAACGGUCGUGCAUCAGCCGAGAGUGACGAUGAGGGUGGCGGGGCCGCGGGUUCCGGCGAGGGUCACGACGUCUCCGACGGCGUCAGUGGCGUCGGUAGCGUCGCCACGAGUCAUAGUGGUCCUCUAGAGAACGGGCAGAAUUCGUCAGCUUCGAAUGCCGGUGGCAACAAGGCCCGCCGACGACGCACCGCGUUCACGUCGGAACAGCUGCUGGAGUUGGAGCGCGAGUUCCAUGCGAAGAAGUACCUGAGCCUGACAGAACGUUCGCACAUAGCGCACGCAUUGAAACUGUCGGAAGUGCAGGUGAAGAUCUGGUUCCAGAACCGGCGUGCCAAAUGGAAGCGGGUGAAGGCCGGACUGAGCGGCGGCGGUGUCGGCGUCGGUUCGGCGGCGGCGGCGGCCAUGACGUCCUCCGGUGCUUCUCGUCACAAUGGUGCCUCGAGUCAGCACACCGGCUCCGGCACCAGGAUCGUCGUGCCGAUACCGGUGCACGUGAGCCGUUUGGCGGUCAGAUCGCACCAUCAUCACCUGGAGAAGUGCGCGAGGGCGCCGCGUGCGAGACCGACGCCACCCUCGGGAGAGGGUGGGUCCUCGGGUGCAUCUUCGAUGUUGAGCGAUGCCCUGGGACUGGUGAAUUCGUCAGUGAGCCUGACCGGCCAGGUGCAGCCACCUCUCGGCGCCGGUAUGGGGGUGGAGAUCGGGGUCGGGGGUGGUUUGAGGGCUUUUGCGGUACCGGCGCAUCGGGCUGGUCUCGGGUCCUCCGGGAGGUAGUGAAUGUAGUGAAUAAUGGACCUGGAUGUGACUGAUACGAUGAGACGUGAACGGAAACGAUAAGGGUAGAUCGAUAAUCGGUGUAGGACGCGUGGCAAAAUGGAGGCAGAUCGAUCGCUGAGACUACGUGAAAUGUAGAAGAAGAAUUUUUAUAUCCAUGUUGACUAUAUGAUAAUAGUUGAAUAUCUAAAAUCAGUGACAGAUUGAGAGCAUUCUGGCAAUAUAAAGCUUCUUCAGACAAAUAGAUCAGAUAAUUCUAUUUUUUCCUCUGUUUCAUGUAAUUUUUGAUAAAACAUUUUGAAGCAUGCUCUUUGAAUUGACAUUAAUGAUGCAAACGAAUACAGUUUGCCAAUAACAGCACGAAAGUUUUCUUCUGAUAUUUGACUGCAUUUAAGAUAUCUCUUUAAGUAGUUUUAGCAAGCUACUGUUGUUUUUCUCGAUCUUCUAUUUCUAUUACAGUGAGAUUUAGCUUUUCUAAGCUUGAAAGCCACUUGAACAAUGUAUCUCGAGCGCUCGAUCCUUCUCCGAAAUGGAAGAGUUUUGUAAUGCACACUGUAAAUAGCGAGUCCUAGAAAUUUGUAAAUACACACGUACACUACGUAGACAGUAACUCCGCAUAAGCAUCGUAGCUCGUACUUGUAGAUAGUUUGCGUUAAGCAAUGAGUUUCAGUCCGGGAGGCAACUAUUACGUGGCGGCAAUAUCGUGUAUCGAUCUGCCGUGCGAUCAUCGCAGCUGCAUUACACCGGCGAAACGCUACAACGAGGCGGAAGCGCACAAAAUGUCGGUCUAUAGACUUGCAUACGUUGUAAUAUCGUGUCGGCAAUAAAAUGUGCGACUGUAAUCCGAAAUGUCGUUUGCGCCUCCUACAUCCUUAUGUUUACCCGGCACAACCGGAACUGCGAUCUAGGAGGAUAAGUAGAAAAGUGGUGGCUCUUGAGUAGGCAGCUAUUCCCUUCCUGGGUCACCAGCUUUCACCUGAAACGAUUUAUAGGAUAGAGAUUUCUACUGCAUCACUGCGACAAGAUCGGAAACUAAUAUUUUGAAGCUACAUUUCACAGUCAAACUUUAAGGCUAAUCAGACUAAAUUAAUUUCAAUAUUUAUUAAUUAACUUUAAUACUUGUUUAAGUGCACAAACGUUCUCUGCUUGAGUUUGUCUCGUCAACUUUCAAGUUUGACGCGAAAAAUUGAUUGACGGAGAUUGCUAAUCGAGGGUUCCCGCGUUUGCCUUGUUUUGACAAUUUCGUCGCGGUCCUCAAGGGGCCAGCCACCCCGAGCCGACUCACCGUCAUCGGAUACUCCCACGGGAUCACCUCGUCCCGAAAUGGCGAAUUGCACAUUUUAGCAGGCUGCGGCGCGUGCGGGCCCCGGUGCUUCUGUAAGGGAUCCGUUCAAAAUCAGGGCCCCUUCGUUCACUUCGUAGGCGUGACCCCAUAUGCCGGGGUUUGGUCGGGCCGCUGCGACUUCAGGACAACGCAAAGCGCGUCAAUGUGUCAGCCGGCUAAUUCGAUUUAGCCUCCUUUGACGCGGAACAGCCGUGACUUUUGAAGCGGAAGUGCGACGGAAAUACACAAACGCCGAGUUUUCUCGGCAUGAUAAUUGACGACAGGUGAUUUCCUUUUUAUUAGGUAAGCAACGAAAAUGUGCGUACACUGAUAAAAUUAUUCAAUUUAAUAAUUGUGUUUGAUACUUUUCGAAAUGCAAUCUUAUUACUUUGUGGAUAUG